Messenger RNA from Peronospora farinosa, 2040 nucleotides. The record is from the annotation of a GenBank genome assembly. NCBI's taxonomy places the organism in Eukaryota, Oomycota, Peronosporomycetes, Peronosporales, Peronosporaceae.
AUGGAGCUCGCAUCGGCCUUGCUACAGCUCGUUAAUGACGCUACGGACGCACGUGUCUCGAAUUUGAGCGAGAAAGAACUCAUUGAUCGAUUAAAGAACGUUAAGAAGCAAUUGCAAUGCCCAGAAAGCUUGACAAUCCCCCGAGAAUCCAUCGCAAUUGGCGUCUGUCACGUCACUAGUCAAGUUGUGGGAUUUCUUGUCCAAUAUCGACCCGUUUUAGCACAAACAGCGAGUCUCAAGUGGCAGAAACGCGUCUUUAUCUUAGAAACAGCAGUGGCAAGUGCAUUUACGGUCAUUGGAAGCUUUGAAGACACUGAAUUGGCGCUGAAACAUGAAGAUAGUAGAGACUUUUGCAGCAUUUACAGGAGGCUACUGCAUCGGCUCUGGAAGGCUUCGCAGUUACUAGAACAGGCAGUCAAUGUAGUGGCUGUUAUGAUUAAAUUGUGUGUACUGUUAGCAAUUUGCUGGCUGUCGUACGACCGAGUGGGGAAACUAGUGGAGACUGAAAAGCUGCUUAAAUUGUGUAGCGAUUUCUGCUUGGAGCACGAGUCGUUGCAGGAUCAGAUCAAGUGGCCACAAUUUCUACUUGGAAUAGUGAAUUUGGUGGAGAAACAGGAUUGUAGUGAGGCCUUACGAUGUUUUCAAAACGUUGUGGAGAGAUGUGGCGGCUUAGCAGAAGAAGACGGCGUUCUUUUCUAUUGGUACGCGGUGGCGUUGAUCCACAAUAAUCGUAUAGCUGAUGCUGUAACUGCGCUUGAUACGUGCAUUCGAGCAAACUAUGAACCUUUUUCUUGUCUGUCGCUCCAGGCAUUGGUGAGUUUGCAAGCUCAGGACUAUUAUACAGGUGCGGAGCAAAUGCAACGUGCAUUGAAAAUUGACUACACACAUUCGAGGUCGCUGUUCAACUACGCGCUUUUAAUGGAACGUAUGGGCAACUUUGAGGCGCAGCAGCAACUACUAAAGUAUGUUUUGGAUCCUCAUAGAGGUGUAGGCGGUCCUUCUGAAGAUAGCAAGCGCAAGCAGACUGGUGAUGUCAUCGAUCCCUCUAGCGUAACAGCAUCACUUUUUGAGGAUGCUAGACUGGCACCUUUGUUUCCAUCUCGGCUGACAAGUGUAGACAUAUCGAUAGCGCACUUUCAUCUGGGUUUAGCGACCAUGGAAAAUGGCAAUUGGUUGGAGUCAAAGAAAUAUUUUGAAAAGUUUCUUGGUUUCGGGGAGCUCAACCAAUCUGUGUGUAUUGUUCUGGAGGCCGCUCGGGACUAUAUCUACGUGCUGCUUCAGUGCAAACUACCGUCGUUGGCGCUUAGAAAAUGCGAGCAGUAUUUGCUGGAACACGAGAAUAGCAAUUUAAUGAAGCCAGACAAUGUUGAAGCGGCUUCGCUUCUUCUCCAUCUAUACAAAGCUGAUGCUUUGCUUUGCUUGGAACGCGUCGACGAAUGCUAUGAGUACCUGAAGCAGAUUGUUCAACCGAAGAUCCAAAGUGUAAUGCGACGGCCAAGUGCUGCUGCUCAAAAUACUGACUCAAUCUCUGGAGAAAUUGCAACAUGUCACUCGCAAUUACUGAACAACUUAGCUGUUGUUAUAACAUGCUGCUCUGGUGUCGACGCUGGUCUUUCAGUCCUUAACAAUGGGCUGGAACUAUAUCCUGAUUGCCUCGCUAUCAAGUUCAACCUUGUUCUGUUGCUUUGGAGAAAGGGUGACAAAGCCACUGCAUGCUCUAUUUGGGUCAAAGCUCGAGACUGGGAUCUUCAACAAAAGCCUGGCGAGGAAGGUGAAGGAAUUCCACUACAUCAUGCGGCUAUGUACCUGAAUGCUACAACGUCAGCUAGUCAAUCUCAAGCGUCAUCCAUUUCGGAGCACGUACAAGGUAAAAUUGAUGGAGUUGGUGGUGUAUCUGCGCAACAACUCUUGUAUUUGGAUGCGCUGAUUUUGAAUCAUUGGCGUAAAACUCGGAAAUCACAACUUGCUGGUUCACUCCAGUGUGUAGAGUUUCUCGAGAGUCGAGGUAUCACAGAUAUUAGUCGGCACAAAGAAUGCUAA